UAUAUACAAAGAAUAAUGUCCAUUAGGAUGAAUCAUCUUUUAUUGCUCUACUAAUGACCUGUUACCAUAUAUCCCGUAACGUAACAACAAACCUUCCAUUAGAAAUUAAACACCAAGAAAUGGUGACCUCAUUUUAACAUGGUGGUACUACUUGUACUAUUUGCUUUAUUAUUCUUGAAUUGUAAAUGUGCAAAUAUAACAAUUGGAAGAAACCAACCCGGACAUCAGAAUUUAAUAAAAUGCAUAACCUCUACCGUCGAGGAAUACUUCUCGAUAGGAUCAAGUGUUGCAUAUGUUGACAUGAACCCUGAUGAUGACGAGCUGUUGAGAGGUCUCCACUCUACAGCUACAGUGCCGCUUGUGUUAAGACUGCCGACAGCUCGGUUACCAGUAAGUUACAGUGGAUACCUUAUAGCUGCACGGACCGUGGAAGCCUUCUGUACUGGUUUUAAGGAUAUGCUCAGAGAUUUCAAGUGGAACCCAUCUGCACGAAUCUUGAUUGUCAUCAAAUCACUGAAACAAAUUGAACUCAAAACUAUUUUCGACGUGCUCUUAAAACAACAUGUGAUAAACGUAGUCGUAGUAAACGGCACAGACGACGCGCUCCUCUACACGUACAAUCCUUUCGACCACUACGGUUGUGGCAGGAACUACAAACAUGUCGAAGCUCUCGGGCCGUGUUUACAAACUGAUACCAAUUUGUUUCCAAAUAAACUGGUGACAGGAUUACGGAACUGUACCCUGCGAGCAUCCGUGCCACAUCGACCACCAUUCGCUAUAAACCCUGCUCGUGUCAAAAAAGGAACUAAAAUGGGAGCCGAACAGUAUGCAUUACAAUUAAUCACAGAACCAGAAGAAAUAAAAGUAAAUUACACUUACGACUUUGACUUCGAAAUCUAUACGACUAUCACACCUGACUUAGAAAUAGAUGGUCCAUUGGAUAAACUUAAUAAAGGUGAAGCUGAUGUCAUGUUCGGCAGUGCAAUGGUAGUAUUAUCUCGAAUAGAAGCCUUUACUUUUAUUACUGGUUAUUUAGACGUGAACGAUGAAAUUCUAUUUCUAGUAAAAAGAUCUGAAAAUGUUCCUGCUUGGAAAGUCCUCUUCUUGGUGUUUCAGCCUUCGGUAUGGUUACUGUUAAUAACAUGCUAUUUAAUGUAUGGCAUAAUGAUGACAAGAUUUAUUGGAGCCAAAGAUGUAACGAGUAUAGCACUUAAGUUAUUAGUAUGUAUUGUCGGCCACGGGUGUAAAAUCCCUCGAGCUUUACUACUCAUCCAGUGGACGAAUACCAGAUAA
Messenger RNA from Trichoplusia ni (cabbage looper), 1293 nucleotides. RefSeq lists its product as uncharacterized. The transcript has 2 exons. The coding region runs from base 139 to 1293 and encodes 384 amino acids. NCBI's taxonomy places the organism in Eukaryota, Metazoa, Arthropoda, Insecta, Lepidoptera, Noctuidae. The record is from RefSeq and is a predicted model, not a curated record.